Messenger RNA from Gymnodraco acuticeps, 3329 nucleotides. RefSeq names its product extracellular calcium-sensing receptor-like. Gene Ontology annotation, molecular function: G protein-coupled receptor activity. Gene Ontology annotation, biological process: G protein-coupled receptor signaling pathway. Lineage: Eukaryota; Metazoa; Chordata; Actinopteri; Perciformes; Bathydraconidae. The record is from RefSeq and is a predicted model, not a curated record. Gene Ontology annotation, cellular component: membrane.
CAGAUGUCGAUUUAACUCCAUGGUGUCCAUGGUGACCCAAAAACAUUUAAAAUGUUCCAGUGAACAGAGAAAUGGGGUUUUAAUUUAAAACAAUGUUUUAAACAUGUAUUUAUUAGAAAUAAAACUCAAACACAAUGAGAGGAUUAAGACUAUUUGAAUAAUUUGUCAAUUACAAUAAUUCAAUAGACAUGUAUUAGAUAUCAAAAACAUUUAAUUUCUAAACUCAUCCAAUACUGGUCAAUUAUGCAUUCAUUCAUAAUGAAUCAACACAAAAGGAGUUUUUAUCUAAUGCCUCAAACACUCAAAUAGAAAGACUUUUGGAGUAUUCAUAAAUGUACGGCGUUAACUGUAAUGACACUUUGAUUACUUUAUUUGGGCGGUACCCUCAGAUUCAUGUGUUCGCUGCAGUUUAUAAAUCAGCUGAGUCCUGAAACAUCAUACUCCUAACGUUACCAGAAAGGGAAACUAUUCCUUGUAUAUUUAGCAAUGGCAAUGCUAGCUGCAAAGCUUCUUAUGUUUCUUUUUCUAUCUCAGGGCCAACAUUGUUUAGCUGCUGACCUGGAUAACUGUGUUUUCUUGGGGGAAGAGCGGAAAAACAGUCUGUACGAAGAAGGAGAUGUCGUUAUAGGGGGUUUAUUCCCUUUGCACUACAGCCCUGUGUCUUCCCUUCCAAAAUACAAAACAAAACCGACGCCUUUUACGUAUAAGUAUUUCAGCUCUCGUGCCUUGCGCUGGAUGCUGACUAUGACUUUUGCAAUCAAAGAGAUCAACCAUCGCAGCGACCUCCUGCCACACCUGAAGCUGGGGUUCCACAUCCGUGACAGCUGUGAUGACAUACCUGUGUCUCUGAGUGCAGCCCUGCUGUUGGUGAAUGGACAGCCAGACAUCGGCACCAGAGCUGAGAGUUUGAACAGGGACAAAGUUCUAGAAAGAAACAGUCAUUAUAAUGUAAGCUGUGCUGCGGCACAAACUGUCUCCCCGGUAAUCAUAGGAGAUGCUGCCUCUGGAGUGUCUAUGGCUCUGCUAAAAACCUUGGGUUCUUUCCAUAUCCCACUGGUGAGCUAUUUUGCAUCUUGCAGCUGUCUGAGUAACCAAAAGGAGUUUCCCACUUUCAUGCGCACCAUGCCCAGUGAUGCCUUCCAGAUCAGAGCCCUGGCCCGGCUGGUUAGCUAUUUUGGCUGGACCUGGGUUGGGGUCAUUGGUGUGGAAUCUGAUUAUGCUCGCUUUGCCAUUCAACUUUUCCUGAAGGAGUCUGUGAAGUACGGUGUGUGUGCUUCCUACACUCACUUCUACCCUGUGGGCCUGAGUCAGCAGGCUCUAAAUGAGCUUCUGGAUGUUAUUCAGAUGUCAUCCUCAAAGGUCAUCAUUAACUUCAGUAGUGAGUCAGAGAUGCAGGGCAUUCUGAGAGAAGUCCGAUAUCGGAAUAUCACCAGCCUGCAGUGGAUCGCAAGUGAAGCUUGGGCCACUGCUAAAUCACUCUGGGAAAAGUUUGGAGAUCUGCUAACAGGAACACUAGGAUUUGCCAUCCGGAGAGCAGAUGUAAUUCCAGGUCUGAAACAACACCUCACCAGUGUCAGACCAUCCAAUAUUAAUGAAUCAGCUUUCUUGGCAGAAUUUUGGGAGGAAUUGUUUAACUGCAGAUUGAACGGAUCAGUGAACAACCACUCUCAUGGUGGUGUCGCCCACCUCAACAGAUUGCUAUGUAAAGGGACAGAGGAUUUAAAAAAUGUUUACUCUCCUUAUUCAGAUGUUACACAGCUAAGAGUGUCAUAUAAUGUUUACAAGUCUGUGUAUUUGGUAGCCCAUGCUUUGGAAGAUAUGAGUAACUGCAAAGUCGGACAGGGGCCUUUCCUUAAUCGCACUUGCGCAGACUUAAAGAAUGUUAAACCUUGGCAGCUCAUUCACUACAUGAAGCGUGCAAAUUUCUCUGCACUUGGGGAGAAAGUCAAUUUUGAUGAAAAUGGUGACCCCAUUGCUUAUUAUGAUCUCAUGAACUGGCAAAGGAGGCCUGAUGGUUCUCCAUUUGGUAAAGUAGGUUUCUAUGAUGCCUCCACGCCUGAUGGACGCAGCCUGGUCAUAAAUGAGUCAGUGAUUCAAUGGCCUGUUGGAAAGCAGGCUUUCCAGUCUGUGUGCAGUGUCAGUUGUCCUCCAGGUUCCCGCAUCGCCAGGAGAAAGGGGGAACCCAUCUGCUGUUUUGACUGUGUCCCCUGUGCUGAGGGAGAAGUCAGUAAUAAUACUGAUUCUUUAGAGUGCUCACGCUGCUCAGAGGACACAUGGCCCAAUAAAGCCAGAGAUAUUUGCAUCCCAAAGACUAUUGAGUACUUGUCUUACCAUGAGUUAAUGGGUAUUGUGCUGUGUGUUGUAUCUGUACUCGGAGCGUGUGUUUCCCUCUCCAUCCUUGCCAUAUUCUUCAAGUACAAAGAAACACCAUUGGUUCGUGCCAACAAUAUGGAACUAAGCUUCCUUCUCUUGGUGUUUCUUGCUGUGUGCUUCCUUGUUGGCCUGUUGUUUAUUGGUGAGCCUUCAGACUGGCUUUGCCGUAUCAGGUACCCAGCGUUUGGGAUCAGUUUUGCCCUCUGCAUUUCAUGCCUCCUGGCCAAGACAGUAGUGGUCCUCAUGGCUUUCAGGUCUACACUGCCAAUAAGUAAUGCCAUGAAGUGGUUUGGACCCACGCAACAGAGAGCCAGUGUGCUUUUAGGAACAGUUGUUCAGGUUAUAAUCUGUCUUAUCUGGUUGCUCACCAGUCCACCUCAUGCCUACAACAACACAGAUCACAGUGCUGUCAUCAUCAUUGAGUGUGUGACUGGCUCAGAGAUUGGCUUUUGGUGUGUUCUUGGAUACAUCAGCAUCUUGGCCUGCAUGUGCCUCCUAAUGGCAUUUUUUGCUCGAAAGCUGCCUGACAAUUUCAAUGAGGCAAAGUUCAUCACCUUCAGCAUGUUGAUAUUCUUCGCAGUGUGGAUUACAUUUAUUCCAGUUUAUGUGAGCACAGCUGGGAAAUAUACUGUGGCCGUCCAUAUUUUUGCUAUUUUAGCCUCAGCUUUUGGUGUCCUUUUUUGCAUUUUUGCUCCAAAGUGCUAUAUAAUAGUACUGGAACCAGAAAAAAACAGCAAGACGAAUAUGAUGCAAAGAUAAAUAUUAACUGUACGUGUAUGUGUUGCUAAAAUUGUACAUGUAUGAGUAACCGAUUUCAAACAAAUAUAUCUCUGUUGUCAGGGAACUUAAGAUUCAUGCUGGAAAUAAAAUAAGGCAAACCCUGCUUAAGCACUUUUGAUUAAUGGUUAACAUCUGAUAUCAUAAUGAUCCAAAUAUUGACAGUUUUUGAAGUUAUU